AUGUCCGCUCGCUCGUGUGUCCGUCGUCGCGGAUGGAUCCGCCCGUCAACGCGCGCGCUCGGUCGACCCGUCCUUUCUCCCUCCACCGCAGAUUCUCCACUCCUCCCCGACGGUUCCUCGCCUCCUCGCGCGCCGUGCCUCUCCGCCGCGACGGAGCCCGAGGUCGAGCUCCGCCCCACCUCCAGCAUCUCCAGCGCGCCGGAGUCCCGCCCGCCCCCAACUCGCGAGCAGGCAGUUCCACCUCGCCGCUGCCCUCACGCCACGUCCGCCCGCUCUCUCUCUCGCGCGCGCGACGCGCCGCCGCUCGCCCACCGGAGCAGGGCGCCGCUCACCGGACUCUGCGCGCUUGACGCCGGCGCCACUGCCUCGCUCUCGCCGCGCUCGGACAACGUCCUCCCAUGCGCCCGGCGACCGCACCGGCGCCACCGCCUCCCUCUCGCCACGCUCGGACAGCGGCCUCCCCUACGCCCGGCGCGGAGACCGGCUCGAGCGCCAACCUCUCGCCGCGCUCGACGGCGCGGUCUCCCCUACGCCGGGCGCGCGGACCGGCUCGAGCGCCGCCCUCUCGCCGCGCUCGACGGCGUGGCCUCCCCUGCGCCCGGCGCGCGGACCGGCUCGUGCGCCUCCCUCUCGCCGCGCUCAACGGCGCGACGCCGUGCGACGCUGACUCUGCUCGGCUGUACGCCUCCCCUCCUCGACGCCCGAUUUGCUGCUCGUCCGUCGCGCAUUCCUUUUGGGGCACAUCUAUGGAAGUUCAGGCCUUAGUUCUUUCAGCAUACCUUCAAGUUUGUAGAUCAGGUUUAGAGCAUUCCUGGUGGCUACUGGGUUGAAGAUGAGGUGAUCUUAUACAUGGUAACUAAUGCACAAACUUGCUUGACAUAGGCUCUGAUCCUGAUGCUAAAUGGGAAUUUUUGAACUAGACUAGAAAUAAGAGCAUCAGGUUAGGUUUCUGCAUUAGAAAGAAGCUCAAUACCUACAUAUCAGGUAAUACAUUAUUUUAAUUAUCCAUUUUGAGUGUUUGUCCCGCUGAAUUUGAAUGCAAAAUUACAAUAAUCUCUUCAUAGACUAAAUAUGUUCAACUACAAUAUUUUUGAAAUAUGAGUCAGUGCAAACUUAUAUGGUGUCACACUUGAUAUGAGAGAGUGAUGGCGUAUCUGAAUUGUUUAUCACAGAAACUGUGAAGGAAAAAAUUGGCAUUUCUGAAAUGAGCUAUGCUUGGGUGUUGAUAUUUUUUAUUUCAUUGGGAAAGAAGAGGACUUUUCUGUGCAUUUUCAUCCAAACUCAAAUAUCCCAUUGUAAUGUACAACAAAAAAAGGUGUGUAUAAUAUAUAUGCCCCCAAGCACUAUAUAAUAUAUGCAUUAAUGUUAGUUGGAUUUGUGUUUGCUAUAUCCUAUAUGACAGCUAAAUGAACUAGACAGAUACACUGAAUGGUAACUCGGUAAGUGUUUGGUUUGUGUCAAACUAAGAAAACUCAUGACUGAACUAACUCAAAGUUUAAAUUGCUGAAAACCAGCAAUCAUUCAAACAAGUCAGCUUGAAUAAUCUUUGCACUUACAUAUCCAGGUUCACAUGUUUGCAUAUUCAAACAAGUGUACACAAUUGUAGUGUGGUAAGGUGGAUUCGGUGAUCUGUUAGAGCCGGACCAUGUGAUUCGAAUCUCUAGAGGAUUGGAGCUUCUGUUAGCCAUUAGUCACUGUUGUAACUUGUAAGAUUUUAAGUUGUAAGUCUAAUAUGGAGGAAGAAGAGUACUUGUGUAUCUGUGUCACAAUCAAGUUAGUUAUAUUUUAUUGAUUGAGUGUUCACAGGUUUA
Molecule: messenger RNA, 1811 nt
Organism: Panicum virgatum (switchgrass)
Lineage: Eukaryota; Viridiplantae; Streptophyta; Magnoliopsida; Poales; Poaceae
Product: proline-rich protein 36-like
Exons: 3
Coding region: 1-765 (254 amino acids)
Source: RefSeq, a predicted model, not a curated record